CUGCAAAUGGAAGUGAACUUUGAUUCUUACUCGCGAGUUCCACACUAUGAUGCCGUCCUUCGAAACGCAGUCAGAUUGGACUGCCCGGCUCUCGUUUCGGCAGCUCUCGCCAAGGGUGCCAACAUCAACUGCCAGUUUCCGGACGAUUGGAACACCCCGCUCCACAUGGCAAUCACCACCGGUUGUCAGCCAGCGACCAUUGAGUGUUUGAUGAGUCACAAACCGGACUACAGUAUGGUGAGCAGGGAGAACUUUACGGCCCCGGAGCUGGCACUGCGUGCCGGGAUGGACUCACUCGGGCGGCGAAUGAUCGCGGCCGAGUUCAUGGAUGCGCGAGGAUGCAUCGGUCAUCCGGUCGAUGCAAUUUACGAGCUGCUGAAGCGAAAUUCGGUGCGCGCUCUGCAAAUUCUGUUGGAAAUGCUGCCCUUGCCGAAAUGUGAGCUGAUUGAGUGUUUGGCGAAGGCGGUUUCGAAGCUGGAGGUGAUGAAUGUGGCGAUCGGGCCAGAGUUGGAACUGUUUGCCCAUCUAACGAUUCUGCGCUUCGAUGGUGAGGAGCCAAUUAAUUGUGGCGCGAGUGCAGUUUUGAAAAUUCCCAAGCAUGAAGUGGAUGAACGAUUGCUGCUGAUUAUGGAUGGAAUCGAUCGGGUGAGGCGAAACUAUGACACCGAGUUGUGUGACGAUGUUGAUGAUGGAUUCCUGGAGACGCUGAGGAUGAUUUUGGGGCAGCUGUUUGCGGUGAAAAAUCAGGUGGAAUACUAUCCGGUGCUGCAGUUGGAAUAUUGCAUCGCAAUGUAUCUGGCGAUAUUGGACCGGAAGCCGGAGCUGGAUUUGUAUCAACUGGUGAUUAAUAAGUGUUUGGUUGUGGAUUUUUUGAAACAAUUUUACACAGCUCAUGAGAAUCGACUGAAAGUCGAUAAGAGAAUGUCUUGUGAAGUGUUAUUCGAGUUAGUGAAAAUUUUAGCACACGUCGGUGAGAAUACAAAAUUCAAAAAAAUCAUACACGAAUGGAAGCCGCUACUAGGAAAUGCAUACAAAGUGAAAGAGCAAGUGUUGAUCAAAAACCAAAUCUUGAAAGGUUCGCUGAUAUCCAUGGAGAAAUUGUCGGAUUACUGUGCGCUAUCGAAGGAGGAACUAAAUAAGCUCAAAAUUGAAGCCGAUGCCAUUAAUCGGAAAUUAGAAACUAGGAAGCUACGAUAUCGUCACAAGGCGUUGUUCAAGCUGUAUUUCAAAUUGAAACAGAUGUAUUCAUUACAGAAAACGAUUAGAUACCUAUCGGUAGUUGAGAAAAUUGAAAUCGAUUCCAAUCGCUGCUGCUACGUUCCGAUGCUAGCGAUUCAGCGCGCGGUGCAGGUUUUGGGGGAAACUCUCAAGUCGACGAAACUCUCGCCGAAUAUAUCGAGCGGCCUCAGGUCUACCAUGGAGUUUAUCUCGCCUGGUAACAUUCUUAGCACCAUAACCAAGUUGCGGCAAUUUUUCUCACACGAAUAUUCCGCCACGAAACAUUCUUUGUACGGUCGGUUGAGGGCGAAUGAUGGCGAGAUGAUAGAGCUGUAUGGAAAAAUUCGGUUGGAUCUGUUGAAAGUUCUCCCCAUACUUACCAAUAUCUAUGCAGGGAACAUCACGAAAUAUUACAAAUCAUUUCUGGGUCGGGUGUUUCAGAUGAAGUCCUACCGGGAAGUGCAAUCGUACGCUAGGACCUGUAAAGUCCAGUUUGGAUUUAAAAUUGAUUUCGAUUUCGCAACCGCGGAUGUCUCGGGAAUGGGUGAAUUGUUGCAAAAAUUGGAGCGAAGCUACGAUGGAACGAAUCACAAGGAGAAUAUAGCCAUUCUUGCUGAGAUGAGAAGCGUAUUGAGGCACUAUACGGAACGGAUGAACGACAGUUCGGUAGAUUAUAUGUCGGAAAUGGUGAUGUCAAGCAUAGGAGUUCUGUUGCUGAAUGAUGAUUUGAAUCAUCAGCGGGGUCUAGCUAAGUUCUUUCUGAAGACGUGUGUAACUCCCAAAAUUUACGAGUACGGGGCAAAAUCAUUGAUCAUGAUCAGGAGUAACCAUUUGAUACAGAAAUUGCUCGCUUUGGAGACCAAUAUCAUAGAUACCAAUUCGCUUGACCGAGUGAGUAUCAUCCAGAACAUGAUGCGACUUGCGUCUGCCGAAGAAGUUGAUUCGCUGCAUCAGCUUACACUGAGCAAAGAUAAGUUCAGUUUGGAGAGGAGUCGUCAAAUUGGCUCCACUUUGAAGCUUGAUAUACCAACAGCUGACCUGUUGGUUGACUUUGACAAAACUCUCGCAAAAUAUUACACGAAUGUGUUUGCUUUGGAUGAGAAAUAUCGCAGCGUGAAAAGCUUCUGCAAACGUCACAAGUUGAAAUACAACAAUGAGCUAGCGACAUCUUGCCGGCGAGAUGACAUAACCUAUUACAGACAAGUAUUCGAUUCUCUGGUUCUUGAUAUGGAAGAGAUUAUUUCUCUGCCCUCAGGAAUCGAAACAUUGGAGCUGGUCUCACUGAUAACCUCCUUCAAAAACUAUCAAACCGACAGCCCCGAUAUGCUGGCAGUAGAAAUCAUUCUUCUGGAGCUGCUAGAAAUCAUGUCGGUUCAAGGUAUUCUGACGGACAAUCGGACUUCCCUGUCGUACUAUCGACCAAUCAUUUCGGGACGCAAUCUUCGCAAUUAUCUGGCUCAUGAUUCGCUUGUGUACGAAACGGUUUGCAGGAAUAAAAGUCCCUACCUAACCAUCAUUUUGAACGCCAUUUGUUUGUGCAAGUACUCAUCUGUGGAGUUAUACUCUCAGGCCGAAAGAGUUGCCAGAAACGGCAAUAUCAUCCCCGUUUCCACCGUUGCUCAAUGGAUUAGCCAAUGUUUCGUGGAAAAACGCGGUUUUGUUCGAAAAUUGGAAGCUGGAGAUUUCUCGGCGAUUGCGGAGGGAAGAUUCGAAUAUAAAUUGCGAGACUUUAAGAUCGGCAGUGUUUUGGAGAAACUUAUUGAUAAGAACUCCGAAUCUUUCAUUCGCUAUUUCAAGGGGGAGCCAAUUCCACUUAAAACGGUGAUUGAAGUCCUCCUUCAGAAGGCCCCAAACCAAGUACAUUCCUUCUACAACGAAGAGGAUUUCACAGUUCGUGAACUAAUCUCCGAUGGAACUAUGCGAGCCAACAUGAGCUUCUAUCUUGCCCUUCAGCAUCGCCACUAUGGACUGCUGGAAGAGCUAGAUCGGCUCCACAGAGGAGUUUAUAUUAAGGAAUCUUUACAUAUGGCGAUGAUUUUCGGAAACGAGCAGGCCGCUUGCUCAAUAAUCGCUGAUCCUCAGGUGUACGAAUACUGCAACGAGGAUGCUCCUAGGUACAAUCAUACCAUACUGACGCAAGCUGUGAUACGUAAAAUGCCCAAAGUAGUUCGUCUGAUAUGCGAAAAAAGUCCCGAGUUGUUGGAGCGUCCCAACACAGCCCAAGAAACUCCGCUGAAUCAUGCCGCCGCCGUUGGAUGUCGUGAGACCGUAAGGAUUCUCCUAGAGCACGGAGCAGAGAUUCACCAUCCCCUCAAAUCUCCCAUCCUGUACGCGGUGAAGGUACGGAAGGAUGAUAUACUCGAGAUGCUGCUGCCUACCGAUGCUGAGUUGCGGAACGAUGAGAGCUUAUUGAAUCAGUUGGUGCACGAGGCUGGCAUGGUCGAUCAUGAUGUUCUGGUGAAACGACUGAUACCACUGGUGCGGUCCCCGACAACACUUCUUGACACCUUGAUCACUGCCAGUACCAAUGGCAACCUCGAGGUGGUGAAUACCGUGUUGCAACACGAUUCCAGUUUGGUGAAUCAAGUAGGAACCUCUGGAAGAACGGCUCUCAUCGGUGCAUGUCAGAGUGACUCCCUACGCCUAGCCAAACUUCUCCUCGAUCAUGGGGCUGAUUGCAACAGCCCUGAGGACUACCCAGCCUUGUUCCAUGCGGUAGACAGUAACAGAACAGCAUUCUUGAAGCUUUUCGUGAAGAGAAACCUCAUCAAUCCCAUGUUUCGUGAGGUCAUAAUCGCAAAACUGAUCGAGCGUUCAAAACUAAAACUCGCUUUGAAGCUUCUGCAGGCCGGCUUCCCCUUCACGAUCACCGCCAAUCCAACCAUCUUCAAGCGAGCCCAUGAAACUAACAUUCUCAAUCUACUCGCGAAAAUGUGCCGUCUUCGAGGCGACUAUCACCUCCAAAUCAAUGUCCAUAUUAUGCUCAAUGCAAUACUGGCCAAAAAUCAACCCUUCAUCAAACAGUUACUCUCCGCAGUCAUUCCCAGCUUAAGUCGCGUGGAACUAGCAAAGCUCCUGAAUGGCGCCGUGAAGGUCAACGACAGGGAAACCCUAGGCGCUCUGAUCGUCGCAGGAUGCGAUGUGAAUCAACCCGACGGCGAGUCGAUCACUCCACUUGCCUUCGCUGUUACGCUUGGCCGUUCCGAACUGGUGAGGAUACUGCUCAGAGCUGGGGCAGACCCCAACCGGCGGUCAACCGGUAACUGUGAUACCAUUUUCACCGCAUGGACCCUAGUCGACAACCGGGCGCUGCAGCGACUCCAUCCGAGAUUCCGACUAACCUAUCCGCUGAUUAUCGGCACGUUGUACAAGCACAAGAAGAUAGUGGAGUUCCUUCUUCAGAACGGAGCGGAUGCGACGGUACGGGAUGAGCUCGGGUUUACUCCCGCAUACUUCGCGGUCUACCAUGGAGAGUUGGACCUGUUGCGAUCGUUGAUUUUCCGUGGCGCUGAUGUCGGAUGGCUGCGUGAGUUUAUCCCUAGCGAAACUAAAGAAAGUUGCGCACUGCACGCGGCCGCUCGUUUUGGUUACUUGGAAGUGUUCCAGCUUCUGGUGGAACAAUACGGGUUCGAUCCAGCGUUUCCGGAUGAAAAUCGGAACACUUGCCUUCAUCAUGCAAUCACCAACAAACGAUGUAAGAUCGUGGAAUAUUUGCUAGAGUUUGAUUGUUGGAGUGUCCGUGAUAAUCGCAACCAAACUCCGAUAGAUCUUGUUUUGACACAACUAGACGACGAGAUGUUCAAGUUGUUCAGGAAAAGGGUGGAUAGCGACGAGAUCGUUGAAUCGUAUCGUGGAGAAAAACAACGGACAGUACUUCAUCUAGCGGCGUCUGCGGGAAGCCCUUCUCUUCUUCAAACACUACUGAGCGGAUUUAGUUUCGAUGUCAACGGUACUGACCAAUUGGGUAACACUCCCAUUUACUAUGCGGUUCAGCAGAAAGACCUCGAAAAGGUUAAGUUCCUGCUCAAAGCAGGAGCGACUCUUGUCGGACCAUGCGGAGAAGAACAGAUACCCCCUUUUGCGACGGCGGCUAUAACGAACCAACUCGAUAUCGUUGAACUCUACAUUCAAGAUAAUGCUUCCGACACUUUGAUCACGUUGCGUGACUAUCGUUCCAAAGGCCAUAACCUGUUGGAAAUGAGCAUUUGGAGAAACAAUUUCACAAUGUGUGAGCUGAUGUUGACCACUGUCGGUUUUGAUGUGAACCAAACCGCAGACAGUGGAUCCACAGCGCUCCAUUUGACGGCAGCACUCAGUUCAGUAAAAAUAGCGGAACUUUUGCUGCGCCAAGGUGCCGACAUAGAUGCUAUCAACGGCGAUGGGAAAACCGGUCUCACCGUUGCUAUUGAGAGCGGGAAUUGGAAGGUGGCCCAAUAUCUGCUGGCGAAAGGCGCCUCUCGCCAAAAUGUCUGCGAGUUUCGCUACAAUGGAAAUCCAGGCAUGUCGCUUCUUCACCAUGUUGCGGCCAAUGGUAUACUUGACUCCCUGAAGCUCCUCAUUGAGCGAGAGUUUUUUCCUCGAUCGAUGCCAGAUGAAGCGGGUAGGACGAUUGGUCAUUACGCUGCGGCAAAUAACCGGGGGAACAUUGUUGAAUAUCUGAUACUCAAGGAAUUCCCUCUUGAUCUGUUGGAUAGCGACGGAAGGUCGGCACUUACUGUUGCCUUAGAGAUGGGUCACCUAAAAUUGGCAAAAAGAUUGAAAACCAUUGGAUCUUCGCUGAAAGUUGUACAAUCCUAUAACGAUAAACACUCGCUGCUGCACACCGUGAUGACACGGAAGUAUUUUGAUGUCGCAAGGUAUCUUCUGAAGGAAUGCAAUCUAAGCGACUCGUCGAGAGCGAAUUACGAGGAAACGUUGAAAACCUCUAAUCAAACAAACCCCUCAUCAGAACCCGAAAUGUUAGAAAAGUCACCCCUUCAUUCCGUCGUAGAGCGAAACGAAAGCAAUGCGAUUGAGCAGACCAUCCAAGAAUACAAUCUUUCAACAGACAUUACGGAUUCGCUCGGGAGAACACCCCUUCAUUACUGCAGCAUUUUCAACAAUAUGGAUGCGGCCCGAAAACUGUUAGAACUGGGUGCUACGAUUGAUCAGGAAGACAAUACUCAUGCAACACCAUUGAUCAACUGUCUAUUGAAUGGACACAAACUGUUGGCCGAAUAUUUGAUCAACGCGGGGGCAUCCCUUGUGAAGGUUGUACAAUACCGUAUGCCUUCGAUCGACCGAGAAACAAUUCUUCAUGUCGUAGCCCGGAAGGGAUUCACAGCGAUACUACAUUUACUCCUGAACUUUUCUGUGUUCGACAUUGAUGUUGGUGACAAAGAUCUGACCACGCCGCUUCAAGAAGCGGCUAUGUACGGUCAGAAGGAAUGCGUGGAAAUGCUGCUCAAAGCGGGAGCCAAUCCCAACAUUGUAGACCAACAAGAUACAAACGCGCUCACCCGAGCGUUUCUAGGGUACCAUGAAGACAUUGUACACACUCUUAUGAAGAACGAUGUAAACACGAGUAAUUCCAAGUCCUUCCGAGUUAGCCAGAGACACGGAGAAUCUCUGCUACAUCUAGCGACGGAUUCAAAUCUCAACCUAGUCGAAACUCUCAUUAAUAAAAUAGGAAUCGAUGUGAACGUAACCGACAAACAUGGACGAACAGCACUACAUUACGCCGCCGAACUGGGUCUUAAUGAUGCGAUCCGUCAUUUGUUGCGACACGGAGCCGAUGUGGGUAUUGCAGACCAUCUACAGCGAACUCCGGUAAUUUUGGCAACGCUGCGUGAACGCAGCGAUUCUGCUGAAAUAUUAUUCCAAGCGGCUACCCAUGUGGAAUGUCUUGUGCAGUAUCGUCAGCCAAACUCACUGAAAUCAGUUCUCCACAUUGCGCUCGAUAACGGUCACUAUGGCUUUUUAAUACAACUACUCUCGAGAUCGGGGUUCAAGGCGCAGGUCGUUGAUGUCGAAGGAAAAAAUAUUCUACACUACGCGAUUGAAAAAGAAAUAUUUGAACUAGUGGAACAACUUUGCAGUAAUCCGGAGCUGCUGUUCAUCAAAGAUCUCACCGGGAACACCCCCCUCGAUAUUUGCUUGAACAGAUCAAAUAUAGAGACAUUCCGCGCCAUUCUGAAACCCAUGACAAAGAUAGCCUAUUCCGAAUACAAUACAAUGAUCUUGGAGAACCUAGUUAAUCACACAUCAAACGAACUCCUCAAACACUACUGCCAAUGGCUGGUAGACAACCAACGGGAUCACGUUGUCGGAAACAGACGGAUUGUUAGCCUACUGGACUCGUUUUACGACGAACAUGCCAUUCAAAUGGCGGUAAUGAGAAACAACGUUGAAGUGCUACGUCUCCUGUUGGUUUGUGGCAUCGAUCAAUCAAUUCUUGAGAAGCCUGCCUUACCGAUGAAGUUCACCUGGUUGCAUGUGGCUGCAAUGAACAACUUUGCUCUUAUAGCAGGAAUUCUCAUGUCCCAAAUCAAGGUUCCGGUUGACAGUCUAGACGCAAUCGGUCAGUCCCCUCUCGGCUACGCAGCUCUUUUGCAACACGUGGAAACAGCCCGUGUUUUACUCCGACACGGGGCAAACGUAAACUUGUUAGAUUCGACCCUUAGACCGCCUCUCGCCACGGCACUACAGAACAACCAAAUGGAGAUGAUCGAGCUGUUGAUCCAACAUGGAGCCGAUAUAGGCUUGGUGCAUGAACACUUCCGCAGCCAGAACAUGCCACUGUCGCUGAUACAUUUCCUGGCGGACCGAGGAUCCCCGGAAGUUUUUAUGACACUACUUCCAUCCACAGGACCCGACUGUACGGACAGUUUCCGGAUGACACCCAUGCAUUACGCCGCUUGCUCCAAUCGGUUGGACAUAAUCGACAUUUUACAUGAAGCUGGAGCUGCGAUUGAUUGGCCUGAUAGUGACGGCGCAACGCCACUGAUGAGGGCCGCUUUCAAAGGACACGUUCAAGCCUAUCGAAGGUUGUGCCAAUGGGGUGCGAGUGUGGAAUUGUUAAAGAAUUUUCGCAGCCAACUCUAUGAUAACGAUAACGCGUUACACUUCGUCGCCAGGAAGGGACACCUUGCGAUGGCGAAAAUACUGGUUGAGGAGCUACAGAUGGAGGUCGACAGUUUGGAUAACGAUGGUAAUACCCCACUGCAUGGUGCUGCAAUUCUGGGGCGUUUUAAAAUGAUAAAAUAUUUGUUGCAAAAUAAUGCUACAAUGAGCAUUGCAAAUAAUGCCGAUACAACGGUUUUACAUAUUUUGGAAUCAAUUGGCUGGGACUUUGGUAUAGAGGAAUGAAUACUCGAGCAGCUCAAAAUUAGUAUAGACGAAUGACUGAUAGAAAGAUUGAUAGAUUCAAACAUUUCUCAUCUUUCGGGAAAUUCGGAUGCCGAACCAAUAAAGAUUGAUUUUUUUACAUCUUUCUACACUAUUCAGCAAGUGCGUGAGUCAUCGGUGCUAAUGAAUGAUAACCUUGGUAAGUGAACCGUACGGGGUAGACAUUUCCAACUAAAUACUUUUAAAAUGACCUGAACAGAUUUUGUCAUAGUAGUAUUUUCAUUAAGAAAAUGAAGCUUCAUACUGCCUCUCCAAGCACAGAACGAAGUCUUCAUAUCAAAGCGGCUAGCCCCACCUCUGAUGCGAAUGAGACUACCCAUGAUUUUUUCCGCUUCUACAAAUUUUGUUCGAAAACUGCAAUGUAAAUUUUUGGCUUGAUAUUGUCAAAUUACUCGAAAUGUACAUUUUGACGCAAAUUUAACUACUCUCAAAAUACAUCAGGCACGAUUCAUCCCAAAUCUUGACACAUAGAACGUUCUUCUUUGGUGUUUCUUGCGAGGAGGAUGGAUUGGUUAAAAAUGGAUCUCAAAAUGCGAUCCAAUAGAUUUAAGUCUCAGCCUUUGAGGAUGUCAUUCAUCCGUUCAUAUGAACAACUUAGCAAUAUCAAGCAAUAUAUUAGUUUCGUGCAUAAUUGUGUGCAAAAUCCAUUCAGUAUUUAACUCAGAUAAGCUUACUUAAGGAUAACACAGUUAAGAUUAAGUAAAUUUAGUAAAAACUGUUCUAUAUG
Messenger RNA from Toxorhynchites rutilus septentrionalis, 9331 nucleotides. RefSeq lists its product as uncharacterized. The transcript has 2 exons. Lineage: Eukaryota; Metazoa; Arthropoda; Insecta; Diptera; Culicidae. Gene Ontology annotation, molecular function: protein binding. The record is from RefSeq and is a predicted model, not a curated record. Bases 7 to 8565 code for a protein of 2852 amino acids.